This is a messenger RNA of Heterocephalus glaber (naked mole-rat), 3257 nucleotides long. It is a transcript of the gene Arsj, whose product is annotated as arylsulfatase family member J. Gene Ontology annotation, molecular function: sulfuric ester hydrolase activity. NCBI's taxonomy places the organism in Eukaryota, Metazoa, Chordata, Mammalia, Rodentia, Bathyergidae. The record is from RefSeq and is a predicted model, not a curated record.
GCGGCCCUCUGGCAUCGCGUGGCCCACUGAGCGGUAGCGCUUCCCUCCCCGUCCAGUCUCCUCCCGGAAAAGCUAGGGGACGCUCUGAUUCCUGAACCUGCCCCGAGCCCUGCCCUCUUCCUAGGCGGAAAGCACUGCGCUGUGAUUCACGGGCGAGCACAGCGGGAGGAGGCGAAAAGCGCGGGAGUCGAGCUAAGUUAGCAGCAGACUCGCAGCUCCUGGGCGGGGCGCACGGACCCAAGAGCUCGGACCGACGACACCGGCCGGGCUGGGGAUGCUGUGUCCCCAAGCGCUCCAGCUGCCUGGACUAGGAAUCACCGCCGGGUUCAGCAGAAAAGGAGUGCUUAGCAGGGAGGGAGAGAUUAGGAAGCACUUUUUGCUCACUUGGCCGCCUGAAGAGUAUACGGGAGUUGGCGAACUUCUGGAAGACCCGGACACCGAGAGAGCCCUGGAAACGGAGGAGGUGAUCCUACCGAGCACAACCCGCCGGCUCCAGCACUGAGCGCGCUGGGCCAUCAAAGCUCCCCGCCCCCUGAGACUAUAGAUCCGUACUUUUGAGUGGAGCGACUAACUUUUUUGUGGGUGUCUAGAGUGGCUCUGGGGAGCGAGAAGGGCAAGUGAAAUCAGACAGAGAGCCGCCUCUCUUAGUUUCCUGGUGGCCAGCUGUUAAAGCGUCACGUCUAGAAGGUGGCGGUCCUGGGACUUGGUGACGGCCCGGCCAGCUAGGCUUGCUUUCCCGGCAGCUCAGAUCUUACUCCGGAGCCACUUCUCCGCGUGCAUGUGCGCGCCGGCCUCGGCGCGGGGUGCGGGGCUCUGCGCUCCUGGCCUCAGCGGGGAUCCGAGUGGAUGGCCGCCUGGGGCUGCGCGGGGCCACCGCCUCCGCUGCCUGCGCAGGCCCGGGGCUGGCCUGGAAGAGUGGUAGCUAUGGCUGCCCUGGCAGGAUUCUGGGUCCUGAGCCUCAUCGCCUAUGGUUACCUGUCCUUCGGCCAGCGCUUAGAGAAGGAGGAGGGGUCUUGGCGAGCUCUAGCUUCGGAAAGACUGGAGCCCUCGCAGCCUCAUCUCAUCUUCAUCCUAGCUGAUGAUCAGGGAUUUAGAGACGUGGGCUACCACGGUUCUGAAAUAAGGACGCCUACUCUGGACAAGCUCGCUGCCGAAGGAGUUAAACUGGAGAACUACUACGUCCAGCCCAUUUGCACACCAUCCAGGAGUCAGUUUAUUACUGGAAAGUAUCAGAUACACACAGGUCUUCAACAUUCUAUCAUAAGACCUACCCAACCCAACUGUUUACCUCUGGACAAUGCAACCCUACCUCAGAAACUGAAGGAAGUUGGAUAUUCAACGCAUAUGGUGGGAAAAUGGCACUUGGGAUUUUAUAGGAAAGAAUGCAUGCCCACCAAGAGAGGGUUUGAUACCUUUUUUGGUUCCCUUUUGGGAAGUGGUGAUUACUACACACACUACAAAUGUGACAGUCCUGGCAUGUGUGGCUAUGACUUGUAUGAGAACGACAAUGCUGCUUGGGACCACGACAAUGGCAUAUACUCCACACAGAUGUACACUCAGAGAGUGCAGCAAAUCCUAGCUUCCCAUAACCCCACAAAACCUAUAUUUUUAUAUAUUGCCUACCAAGCUGUCCACUCACCACUGCAAGCCCCGGGCAAGUACUUUGAACACUACCGAUCCAUUAUCAACAUAAACCGUCGCAGAUACGCCGCCAUGCUUUCCUGCUUGGACGAAGCAAUUCACAAUGUGACCUUGGCCCUGAAGGCAUAUGGUUUCUAUAACAACAGCAUUAUCAUUUACUCUUCAGAUAAUGGUGGCCAGCCGACCGCAGGAGGAAGUAAUUGGCCUCUCAGAGGUAGCAAAGGAACAUAUUGGGAAGGGGGGAUCCGGGCUGUUGGCUUUGUGCACAGCCCACUUCUGAAAAACAAGGGAACUGUAUGUAAGGAACUUGUGCACAUCACCGACUGGUAUCCCACUUUGAUUUCACUGGCUGAAGGACAGAUUGAUGAAGACACUCAACUCGAUGGUUAUGAUGUCUGGGAGACCAUCAGUGAAGGCCUUCGUUCACCCCGAGUUGAUAUUUUGCACAACAUUGACCCCAUUUACACCAAGGCAAAAAAUGGAUCUUGGGCAGCGGGCUAUGGGAUCUGGAACACAGCCAUCCAGUCAGCCAUCAGGGUGCAGCACUGGAAGCUUCUCACUGGAAACCCUGGCUACAGUGACUGGGUUCCCCCUCAGUCUUUCAGCAACCUGGGGCCAAACAGGUGGCACAAUGAACGGAUUACCUUGUCGACUGGCAAGAGCAUAUGGCUUUUUAACAUCACAGCUGACCCGUACGAGAGGGUAGAUCUCUCUAGCAGAUAUCCAGGCAUCGUGAAAAAGCUCCUGAAGAGGCUUUCCCAGUUUAACAAGACUGCAGUGCCUGUUAGAUACCCACCCAAAGACCCCAGGAGUAACCCUCGGCUCAAUGGAGGAGUCUGGGGACCAUGGUACAAAGAGGAAAACAAGAAAAGGAAAGCAAACAAAAAUAAAGCUGAGAAAAAGAAAAAGAAAAGUAAGAACAAGAAGAAGAAACAGCCAAAAGCACGCUCAUCCCCAAAUUGCCAUUCAUGUAUUAUUCAUGGUUAAGUACGAAUGUUUUUCUAUUUAGUUAAAUAGUUUAGCAUAGAAACCCAGUCUUACACCUAUUUGCUAAGUAAACCAGCAAAUUUGGCUCAGAAAUAUCACUGCCAUAAGGAUUGGGCUUGUGUUCAUGCUGUGCCACGCCACAGACUUCCGCCACCUGGCUGCCACAUGGAAACAGUGCUGUGUAGUGCCAAAGGUGCUGCUUCCGGAAGUCACACUCAGAGGAGACUGGAUGUGUUGAGUUGUCUUGGUCCUUUAUAAAAGGUGGUCAGUCAUGGGAUCCACUGCUAUGCUUCUGUCAACUGACCCAACACUACACUCUAAAUUAUGAAAGGGGACUUAGCCUGCCAGUGAUGAGCAUGCUCAUUUGAUAGACAUUACAGGGCCCUAUGAUUAAAAACUACUUUUGAUAUAGUCAAAGGUUGUGUCACCUGAAUGGCCUUGGAAAAUAUUUUUUCUCAGUGAACUUUUGUAUCUCUAUAUUACACUUGGGUUUUUUAAUUAAUUCUAUUUCAUGUAUAAUUUCCUUUCCUUGAAAAUAAGCUGUUUUUCUCACAUAUGAGCAGCUUGCACCUCAUUUUAUCAUGCAUGAGGGAAAGGCAAAUAAGAAUGCUUGAGCACACUGCCAAAAA